Messenger RNA from Penicillium atrosanguineum, 1722 nucleotides. RefSeq lists its product as uncharacterized. The coding region runs from base 1 to 1722 and encodes 573 amino acids. The record is from RefSeq and is a predicted model, not a curated record. Gene Ontology annotation, biological process: transmembrane transport. Lineage: Eukaryota; Fungi; Ascomycota; Eurotiomycetes; Eurotiales; Aspergillaceae. The transcript is spliced from 7 exons. Gene Ontology annotation, molecular function: transmembrane transporter activity.
AUGCCUUUCGGUAUUCUAGACGACGAUAAACUGGAGCACAUUCCCGGCACCGCCCCACUAAAUAGUUUCGCAGAUACAAAUUCAUACUCUGGCAUAGACCCGGGUCUCCUCAAACAUGACCCCACCGGUCAGAUUGUGCUUGUCCCACAGCCAUCCGACUCCCUCAAUGACCCUCUCAACUGGUCGCGCAGAAAGAAGGAGCUCUUCACUGUCGCCUACGGCUGGGGAUGCGGCUGUGUAGGAGCCGUCGGUCCCCUUCUCGGCGGAGCAUUCGUCCCUCUCGCCGCAGACUUCGGCGUCUCGCUAUCGACAUUCGUCUCAGCCGUACAGGGCGGCACCAUUGCAGCCAUCGCCGUUGGAAGUUUACUUUUCAACUCUUUGGCAGUGAAAUAUGGAAAGCGCCCUGUUUAUCUCGGUACCACUCUCGGCUUGAUGGUGUCUUGCUUUUGGGCCGCAGGGGCUAGAAGCUUUGAAUCAUUUGUUGCUGCACGUGUGUUCUGUGGUCUCUGUAUGGCGCCCAUGGAAGCUUUGGUUCCUGCUUCGAUCUCGGAUAUCUGGUUUGUGCACGAGCGUGGGUAUCGGACUGCAAUCUUUAACCUCGGUGUCUUGGGUGGGAUCAAUCUUGCAGUUCCGAUCGCUGCUGCGAUCAUUGAAUACGGAUCAUACCGUAUUGCGUUAAAUGCUAUGGGUGGUGCCUUUGCUCUGGCUUUGGUCCUCGUUUUUUUCUGGAUGCCCGAAUCGGCUUAUGCUCGUGAGGCUCUCAAUAUAGAUACGACUGAUACGAAUAUAAUGCUCGACGGGAAGAGAAGCCUGGAACAAGUUGAACACGCAUCCGAUGCCGAAUCUCCAUCUACCGAGCUACCAAACUCUUGGACCAAGCAGCUUAUGCCAUACAGUGGCUAUGUUAACCAUACGUCAUUCUGGAAUACGCUCAUCCGACCAUUCUAUCUCUUGGCUUCUCCGGCUGUGCUGUGGGCGGUUCUCCUGUUUACGACUUGCAUCUCGUGGCUGGUCGGCAUUUCUCUCACACUCUCGCAGAUCUUCUCUGCCCCACCGUAUAGCUUCUCUGUCGUUGGUGUCGGAGCGACAAACCUUUCGUCAUUUGUCGCAUCUGUUCUUGGUACUCUGACAGCAGGGCCUUUGAUUGAUGGUUUGAUUACCCGAAUGUCGAAGAAGAACGGUGGUAUAUUUGAGCCGGAAUUCCGUCUUCCAAUCAUGGUCACCUACGUUCUAUUCACCUCAACAGGAUUCUUUGCCUGGGGCCAAUCUUCAUACGCCCAAGACCCAUGGCCAGUGCCGGUCAUCGUGUGCCUCGGCCUCAUCAAUUUCGGAGUCCAGCUGGGAACCACUGGUGUUGUCACUUAUGUCGUCGAUUGCCAUCGUGAGAAGGCUGGUGAGGCCUUUGCGGCCAUGAAUUUUGUCAAGAACAUGUUCGCUUUUGGAUUAUCAUUUUAUAUCAAUGGCUGGAUCGAUAGCCAGGGUGUUCGCGACUGCUUCUUUACUAUCGGUGGUAUUACUAUGGGCGUGACGCUGUUUACGAUUCCUAUCCAUCUGGAAUUUAAACAGCUCCCUUUCAACAAUAUCUGGUUUCUUGUUCUCCAAUUCCUCCAUGUCCCAGUUGCUCGAGACGAAGCGUCCGCUCAACCAUUCGCGUCGCUCCUGACUCAACCAUACAGUGGUAUCAGCAGGAAGAGUCACAUCAUCAACCAAAGCAUCACGUAA